AUGGAGACCGAUGCCUCAAAGCGCCGCUCGGUUCGUCAAGCCAUAACUCGAAAAAGAAGUUUGUACAUGGACCCGGACACGGAUGACGACUUCGACAUUGCCGAUGCUCGGGAAUCCGCCAGCGAGCAUCUCCAAUCUCCAGAACCUGAGCAGAAACGACCAAAGAUAGCGAAGAGGCCAACGAGCAAACCAUCUCCACGAGAAACCAGGUCAGCGGCCAAGAAACCUGGUCACAAAAAGUCGCCACCCAAAAGGAAGACCAAACAUGCUUCCAAGCCAACAAAACAAGCUGCACCUGUUGUGCCUCUUAUUCCAAGUGAUGGAGUAAUACCUAAGUGGGAGACACUUCCAUACGAGAUUCUGUUGCAGGUAUUCAGUUAUGCUUUCGCUGCCGAACUCGAGCAUGAAACAGGUGGCGUUGCGAGUCGAAGGGUCAACCAUCCGAACACAUGGAUCAUGAGGACGGCUCGAAAGGUCUGUCGAGCCUUUUCAGAACCAGCUUUGACAGCGUUCUACCGAGCUCCAAGUCUUUUGGCAGCAAGAUGGCUGGAAGAUUUCUCAACCAUCAUCAAGCAGCCCAAUGACCAGCACUUGUACUCGUACAAUAUGAAAGUCACCAGCUUAGAAGUGUCUGCUAAGAAUCUGGAGUCCUUUGCCAAAACCCCUUCAUCGUCCUUUGCUGAGACCGUAUCAAAGCUGCCGCGACUUUCUUCGUUGACCAUCACGCAUCCCUUGGACGAACCACCGUUCACUGAGUUCAUAGCCCAGGCCCAUCAAAGACCUGCCUUCCAAAGCCUGCGUCAUAUGACCAUCUCGCAUCUUCCACCGAGAGCAGCAGCACUUGAUGCCGAGGAGGAGGAUGCUGCAGAUCUCGCUUUUGGCAAGAUCUUUGUUAAUCUGCCCAACCUGGAGACGUUGUCCUUCGAAAGUUGCGAUCGUCUCUCUGAGCCCAUGUUACUUCAACUACCAACCACUCUCAAGAUCGUCAAGUUCAUCAACUGUAUGCCUCUUGAUUCGGAUAUGCUGGGCAGCUUCCUCGGUAGUCAUGGUCAUUCGUAUGAGCUGGUCCUCGACCACAACCCAUUCCUCGACCUCGCAUUUUUCACCGGUUUGCGCACAACUUGCCCACAGCUCAAGUCUUUGAAGAUGGAUUUGUAUGACCACAGAGAGAAUUACUUCCGUCAUUUCGGAGAACCAAAGUAUGAGAAUCUGUUACUCGAGGACGAAACUCCAACUUGGCCUUCCACUCUCCAAACCUUGGAGCUUAACCUCUUCCGCUCGCUAGUCGAAUCUGCCGAAGCUUUACCAGAUCUUCGAAGGUUGGUUCUGCAAGCUCACAUCAACAUUUCUUGGCGAGACAGAGCAGCUUUCAGAGACCAGUGGAUUGAACGUCUUUGCCGAGUAUACCAGCGCUAUCCUCAAAACCCCGACUCAAAGUUCGCAUCACUCAAAGCUUUCGGGCAAUGGAAGGAAGCACAGGCUGCUAGUGCUGCAGCCAAGUCGCGUCGCUCACUAAGCCAUGUUGAGAUUGUUGUACGCAAGCCUUCGUUGGUCUCUCAGACUUCUCAAGCUUCAGAUGACGAGCCUCUGGCCACACGUCGCGCCAGGCGUGUUGUCAAACCAGCCUGUCCACCACCACUUCCUAUCCCGCCAGCCGAGAUCAAGGGCCGUGGUCGCCGUAAGCGUGGUCGUAGAGGCUCUGACGCCAUCUCGGUCGCUUCUGAUGACAACACCAAAGGGGGCGAAGAUUGGCGGCACACACCCGAACGCUUCAUUCAAGGACUUUGCACUGUCGUCGAUGUUCGUAUUGACAAUCAACGACCACGUGAAGAGCAGUUCAACGAGUCACAUUUCCUGGACUCCGAGGCCAGCGGUGAUGAAGAAUGGACAGAAGGCGCAGAAGCCGAUGAGGACGGAUAUGCUUGGUAG
Molecule: messenger RNA, 1929 nt
Organism: Aureobasidium uvarum
Lineage: Eukaryota; Fungi; Ascomycota; Dothideomycetes; Dothideales; Saccotheciaceae
Source: the annotation of a GenBank genome assembly